UCCAAGGGGAAGGCAGAGCUGGUUUCUCCUGAGGGCUCCCUGCUUGCCUUGAAGAUGACUCCUCUAUUCAAUGUUCACAGGAAUCUCUCUGUUUACUCAUGUCUCUUUGUAUAUCAGAUCUUUGAGUGAGAGUCCACUCACUAUCUCCUUUUAUCUUAACCACCACUCUACAGGCCCUAUCUCAGAAUAACUUACAAUCUGAGGCACUGAAAAUCAAGGCUUCAAAAUAUUAACUAGGGUAGACAUGAGUCACUUUCUAAAACUAGAGAGGGAUGGUAGUCUGUACACAAAGGAAAGACUAUGACAAUGAAAAAUACUGGAACAAGAAUAUAGUCUAGAAAACUCUGAGUAGUAUAAUUUGGAAAAGUUCUAUCAUCAGAUAUUUUAUGCUUAUAUUGUGACUUAGUUGCAUAUGCUCAACUCUGAACAAAGCCCUACUCCUUUGAUUAUACCUUAAUUGAUACAUUAUCCCCAAAUUCUAAGUGAACUCUAAUUGUGUCUUUGGAGAAUCAAGUAUAUAUUUCUGGUUACUAUGUAGAAGUAAUCUGUUUCUGGUUCCUAUGUAGAAGUAAUUGCCCUCAAUGGGCAAUUGAGGAAAUAAAUAUAUUAGGUCAAAGAAAGACACACCAAAAGACCAAAAGAAAGAAAAUUGUGUCACUUCCAAGAACUGACAUUGGAGACAAAGGGUUCUCCUCUGUGGACAUGGAGGUGGACAAUCGAACCAUCCUGACUGAAUUCAUCCUGGUGGGCUUCUCAGCAAACCCCCGCUGGCAGCUGAUUCUAUUUGGAAUAUUUCUAACCAUCUACUUGUUGACACUGUCGGGGAACAUGAUGCUAGUUGUCUUAAUCCGUAUUGAUUCUAGACUACAUACACCUAUGUACUUUUUCAUCGGCAAUCUGUCAUUUUUGGAUUUCUGGUAUACUUCUGUAUAUACCCCAAAGAUAUUGGCCACUUGUGUCUCAGAAGACAAACGAAUUUCCUUGGCUGGCUGUGGGGCUCAACUAUUCUUUUCCUGUGUUGUAGCCUACACUGAGUGCUACCUGCUGGCAGCCAUGGCCUAUGACAGACAUUCAGCAAUUUGUAGCCCAUUGCUUUAUUCAAGCAUCAUGUCCACUUCUCUCUGUACUGGGCUGGUGGCUGGCUGUUACAUAGGAGGAUUUUUGAAUGCCAUAGCCCAUACUGCUAACACCUUCCGGCUAACUUUCUGUGGUAAAAAUAUUAUUGAUCAUUUUUUCUGUGAUGCACCACCAUUGGUAAAAAUGUCCUGUACAGAUACCCGUGUCUAUGAAAAGGUCCUUCUGGGUGUGGUGGGCUUCACUGUGCUCUCCAGCAUUCUUGCCAUCCUCAUUUCCUAUUUCAACAUCCUCCUGGCUAUCUUGAGGAUCCGCUCAGCCUCAGGAAGACGCAAGGCAUUCUCCACCUGUGCCUCUCACCUGGUCUCUGUCAUGCUAUUCUAUGGCUCCUUGCUCUUCAUGUAUUCAAGGCCUAGUUCAACCUACUCUCUGGAAAAGGACAAAGUGGCAGCCCUUUUCUACACUGUAGUCAACCCAUUGCUCAACCCUCUCAUCUACAGCCUGAGAAACAAAGAUGUCAAAGAUGCCUUCAGGAAAGCAAUACAGACAAUACGACCACAUGCAUGA
Peromyscus maniculatus bairdii (prairie deer mouse) is the source of this 1641-nucleotide messenger RNA. RefSeq names its product olfactory receptor 9G4. Lineage: Eukaryota; Metazoa; Chordata; Mammalia; Rodentia; Cricetidae. Gene Ontology annotation, molecular function: olfactory receptor activity; G protein-coupled receptor activity. Gene Ontology annotation, cellular component: membrane. The record is from RefSeq and is a predicted model, not a curated record. Gene Ontology annotation, biological process: G protein-coupled receptor signaling pathway.